Messenger RNA from Pipistrellus nathusii (Nathusius's pipistrelle), 8892 nucleotides. The record is from the annotation of a GenBank genome assembly. Lineage: Eukaryota; Metazoa; Chordata; Mammalia; Chiroptera; Vespertilionidae.
AUGGACCUUAGAAAUACUGCUAUGUUAGGAUUGGGUUCUGAUUCCGAAGGAUUUUCAAGAAAGAGUCCCUCUGCCAUCAAUACUGGAACACUGGUCAGCAAUAGAGAAGCAGAGCUAGAAAACAACGCAAAGGAGGAAGAGGGACUUCGCAAAUGGAAUCGAGAAAGAAACAUUGAAUCAGGGAAAGAUGAUGAUUUGACUAAUGCACAGCAACAGUUUUCAGUAAAAGAAACAAACUUUUCAGAGGGAAACUUAAAAUUGAAAAUUGGCCUUCAGGCUAAGAGAACUAAAAAACCUCCAAAGAACUUGGAGAACUAUGUAUGUCGACCUGCCAUAAAAACAACUAUCAAGCACCCAAGGAAAGCACUUAAAAGUGGGAAGAUGACAGAUGAAAAGAAUGAACACUGUCCUUCAAAACGAGACCUUUCAAAGUUGUACAAGAAAUCAGGUGAUGUUUCAGCCAUUCAAUGCCAUUCUGAAGAAAGUAUCCAUCUUCAUUCACAGGGAGAAAACAAUUCUUUGUCCAAGAAGCUUUCUCCAAUACACUCAGAAAUGACAGAUUACAUUAAUGCAACAUCAUCUACUGUUGUUGGUAGCCGAGAUCCUGAUUUAAAGAACAAAACAUUACUUAAUGGAGGAACGAGCGUAACAGAAAAGUUGGCACACCUUAUUGCAACUUGUCCCCCCUCCAAGUCUUCCAAGACAAAACCGAAGAAGUUAGGAACUGCUACUACUAUUUCAGGAUUGGUUAGCAAGGAUUUGAUCAGGAAAGCAGGUGUUGGUUCUGUAGCUGGAAUAAUACAUAAGGACUUAAUAAAAAAACCAGCAAUCAGCACAGCAGUUGGAUUGGUAACUAAAGAUCCUGGGAAAAAGCAAGUGUUUAAUGCAACAGUAGGAUUGAUCAAUAAGGACUCUGUGAAAAAACUAGGAACUGGCACUACAGCGGUAUUCAUUAAUAAAGACUUAGGCAAAAAGCCAGGGACUAUCACUACAGUAGGACUGCUGAGCAAGGAUUCAGGAAAGAAGCUAGGAAUUGGUAUUGUUCCAGGUUUAGUGAAUAAGGAAUCUGGGAAGAAGUUAGGAUUUGGCACUGUAGUUGGACUGGUUAAUAAAGACCUGGGUAAGAAAUUGGGUUCUACUGUUAGCCUAGUGGCCAAGGACUGUGCAAAGAAGAUCGUAGCAAAUUCAACAAUGGGAUUAGUUAAUAAGGACAUUGGAAAGAAACUAGUGAGUUGUCCUGUAGUAGGACUGGUCAGUAAAGAUGCCCUAAACCUUAAAGCUGAAGCACUGCUCUCCACUCAGGAGUCAUUUAAGGCUUCUUGCACAAACAUCAAGAGUCAUGAAAGUCAGGAACUUUCUGAAUCCCUGAAAGACAGUGCCAACAGCAAAACUUUUGAGAAGAAUGUUAUUCGACAGAGUAAAGAAAGCAUAUUGGAAAAGUUCUCAGUUCGAAAAGAAAUCAUUAAUUUGGAGAAAGAAAUGUUUAAUGAAGGAACCUGCAUUCAGCAAGAUAGUUUCUCAUCCAGUGAAAGGGGGUCAUAUGAAACCUCAAAGCAUGAAAAGCAACCUCCCGUAUAUUGCACUUCUCCGGACUUUCAAAUGGGAGGCGCUUCUGAUGCAUCUACAGCUAAAUCCCCUUUUAGUGCAGUAGGAGAAAGCACUCUCCCCUCCCCAUCACCUACUGUAUCUGUUAAUCCUUUAACCAGAAGUCCCCCUGAAACUUCACUACACUUGGCUCCUAAUUCUUUACUUUUAAGUCCUACCACAGAACUAAUGGAAGAAAUUUCUGAAUCUGGUGGAAAGAACCAAUUUACUUCUGAAAGUGCCCACUUGAACAUUGGUCACAGGUCUGUGGGUCAUAGCAUGAAUAUUGAAUGUAAAGGGAUUGAUAAAGAGCUAAAUGAUUCAAAAACUACACAUCUAGAUAUUCCAAGAAUAAGCUCUUCUCUAGGAAAAAAGCCAAGUUUAACUUCUGAAUCCAGUAUUCAUACAAUUACUCCUUCAGUUGUUAACUUCACUAGUUUAUUUAAUAACAACCCUUUUCUAAAACUUGGUGCAGUAACUGCCUCUGACAAACACUGCCAAGUUGCUGAGAGCCUAAGCACUAGUUUGCAGUCCAAACCAUUAAAAAAAAGGAAAGGAAGAAAAGCUCGGUGGACUAAAGUGGUGGCAAGAAGCACAUGCCGGUCUCCAAAAGGGCUAGAAUUAGAAAGAUCAGAGCUUUUUAAAAAUGUUUCAUGUAGCUCACUAUCGAAUAGUAAUUCUGAGCCAGCCAAGUUUAUGAAAAACAUUGGGCCAUCUUCAUUUGUAGAUCAUGAUUUCCUUAAACGCCGAUUGCCAAAGUUGAGCAAAUCUACAACUUCAUCUCUUGCUCUCUUAACUGACAGUGAAAAGCCAUCUCAUAAGUCUUUUGCUACUCACAAACUAUCUUCCAGUAUGUGUGUCUCUAGUGACCUUUUGUCUGAUAUUUAUAAGCCCAAAAGAGGAAGACCUAAAUCUAAAGAGAUGCCUCAACUGGACGGUCCACCUAAGAGGACUUUAAAAAUCCCUGCCUCUAAAGUUUUUUCUUUGCAUUCUAAGGAAGAACAAGAACCUCCAAUUUUGCAACCAGAAAUUGAAAUUCCUUCCUUCAAACAAAGUCUGUCUGUAUCUCCUUUCCCGAAAAGGAGAGGCAGACCUAAGAGGCAAAUGAGGUCACCAGUCAAGAUGAAGCCACCUGUACUAUCAGUGGCUCCAUUUGUUGCCACCGAAAGUCCAAGCAAGCUAGAAUCUGAAAGUGACAACCAUAGAAGUAGUAGUGAUUUCUUUGAGAGCGAGGAUCAACUUCCAGAUCCAGAUGACCUAGAUGACAGUCAUAGGCCAACUGUCUGUAGUAUGAAUGACCUUGAGAUGGAACCAGGUAAAAAAAUCAAGAGAAACAAUGGACAAUUGAUGAAAACAAUUAUCCGCAAAAUAAAUAAAAUGAAGACUUUAAAGAGAAAGAAACUGUUGAAUCAGAUUCUUUCAAGCUCUGUAGAACCAAGUAAUAAAGGGAAAGUGCAAUCCAAACUCCAUAAUACAGUGUCAAGUCUUGCUGCUACAUUUGGCUCUAAAUUGGGCCAACAGAUAAAUGUCAGCAAGAAAGGAACCAUUUACAUAGGAAAGAGGAGGGGUCGAAAACCAAAAACUGUCUUAAAUGGCAUUCUUUCUGGUAGCCCUGCUAGCCUUGCUGUUCUUGAGCAAACAGCUCAGCAGGCAGGAUCAGCAUUAGGACAGAUCCUUCCCCCUUUACUGCCUUCAUCUGCUAGUAGUUCUGAGAUUCUUCCAUCACCUAUUUGUUCUCAGUCUUCUGGGACUAGUGGAGGUCAGAGCCCUGUAAGUAGUGAUGCAGGCUUUGUUGAACCCAGUUCAGUGCCAUAUUUGCAUUUACACUCCAGACAGGGCAGUAUGAUUCAGACUCUUGCAAUGAAGAAGGCCUCAAAAGGGAGGAGGCGAUUAUCUCCUCCUACUUUGUUGCCCAAUUCUCCUUCACAUUUGAGUGAACUCACAUCUCUGAAAGAAGCUACUCCUUCUCCCAUUAGUGAGUCUCAUAGUGAUGAGACCAUUCCCAGUGAUAGUGGAAUUGGAACAGAUAAUAACAGCACAUCAGACAGGGCAGAGAAAUUUUGUGGGCAAAAAAAGAGAAGGCAUUCCUUUGAGCAUGUUUCUCUGAUCCCCCCUGAAACCUCUACAGUUCUAAGCAGUCUUAAAGAAAAACAUAAACAUAAAUGUAAGCGCAGGAAUCAUGAUUACCUCAGCUAUGACAAGUUGAAAAGGCAGAAACGAAAACGGAAAAAGAAAUAUCCCCAACUCCGAAACAGACAGGAUCCAGACUUUAUUGCAGAGCUGGAGGAAUUAAUAAGUCGUCUUAGUGAAAUUCGAAUCACCCAUCGAAGUCAUCAUUUUAUCCCCCGAGACCUCCUGCCAACUAUUUUUCGAAUCAACUUUAAUAGUUUCUAUACACACCCUUCUUUCCCCUUAGAUCCUUUGCACUACAUUCGAAAACCUGACUUAAAAAAGAAGAGAGGGAGACCUCCUAAGAUGAGAGAGGCAAUGGCUGAAAUGCCUUUUAUGCACAGCCUUAGCUUUCCUCUUUCUAGUACUGGAUUCUAUCCCUCUUAUGGCAUGCCUUACUCUCCCUCACCCCUCACGGCUGCUCCCAUAGGGUUAGGCUACUAUGGAAGGUAUCCGCCCACUCUUUAUCCACCUCCUCCAUCUCCUCCUUUCACCACUCCACUUCCGCCUCCUUCCUAUAUGCAUGCUGGCCACUUACUUCUCAAUCCCACCAAAUACCACAAGAAAAAGCAUAAGCUGCUUCGACAGGAGGCCUUUCUUACAACCAGCAGGACUCCCCUCCUUUCCAUGAGUACCUACCCUAGUGUCCCUCCUGAGAUGGCCUAUGGUUGGAUGGUCGAGCACAAACACAGGCACCGCCAUAAACAUAGAGAACACCGUUCUUCUGAGCAACCCCAAGUUUCCAUGGACACUGGCUCUUCCAGAUCUGUCCUGGAGACUUUGAAACGCUAUCGAUUUGGAAAAGAUACUGUUGGAGAACGAUAUAAACAUAAGGAAAAGCACCGGUGUCAUAUAUCCUGCCCUCAUCUUUCUCCUUCAAAAGGUUUAAUAAAUAGAGAAGAACAGUGGAUCCACCGAGAGCCUUCAGAAUCUAGUCCAUUGGCCUUGGGAUUGCAGACACCUUUACAGAUUGACUGUUCGGAAAGUUCUCCAACUUUAUCCCUUGGAGGAUUCACUCCCAACUCUGAUCCAGCCAGCAGUGAUGAACAUACAAACCUUUUCACAAGUGCAAUAGGCAGCUGCAGAGUUUCAAACCCUAACUCCAGUGGCCGGAAGAAAUUAACUGAUAACCUUGGACUGUUUUCUGCACAGGACACUUCACUAAAUCGGCCUCACAGAAAGGAGCCACUGCCUUCCAGCGAAAGGACAGUACAGAAUUUGACAGGUUCCCAAACAACCUCAGACAAGUCUUCCCAACGACCAUCAGAGAAUAUGAACUGUAGCCCUACCCGGAAGAGGUCUUCAUCUGAAAGUACUUCUUCAACAGUGAACGGAAUUCCCUCUCGAAGUCCAAGAUUGGUUUCUUCUGGGGAUGACUCUGUGGAUAGUCUGUUGCAGCGGAUGGUACAACAUGAGGACCAAGAGCCCCUGGAGCAAAAUAUUGAUGCUGAGGUUGCAUCUGCCUCUGUGCCACCUUCCUGUAGUCCGGGCCAUAGCCACAGCAAGGAGCGAACCAUAGUGAAACCAGAUGGCCUUCUAGUGCCUGCAGUCCCCAGUGACUCUUGCAGUAAUAGCAUCUCACUCCUUUCUGAAAAGUUGCCAAGCAGCUGUUCCCCUCAUCAUAUUAAGAGAAGUAUAAUGGAAGCUAUGCAGCGCCAAGCUCGGAAAAUGUGCAAUUAUGAUAAAAUCUUGGCCACCAAGAAAAACUUGGACCAUGUCAAUAAAAUUUUAAAAGCCAAAAAACUUCAAAGACAAGCCAGGACAGGAAAUAACUUUGUAAAACGCAGACCAGGUCGACCUCGGAAAUGUCCCCUCCAAGCUGUGGUAUCAAUGCAAGCAUUCCAGGCUACCCAGUUUGUCAGCCCAGAAUUGAAUGAAGAUGAGGAAGGAACAGCACUACACCUUGGUCCUGAUACGGUUACAGAUGUCAUUGAAGCUGUUGUUCAGAGUAUAAACCUGAAUUCAGAACAUAAGAAGGGAUUGAAAAGGAAAAGCUGGCUUUUCGAAGAACAGGCCAAGAAAAAGCAGAGGCCAUUCCUAGAACAAGAAGAACAAGAGAAUACUAAAUGCUUUACUGAAGCAGCAGUUGAGAUUCCCAGUCCUCCUGAAACCCCAGCCAAACCUCUUGAACCUGAAAGCACCUUGCAACCCGUGCUUUCUCUCAUCCCAAGAGAAAAGAAGGUCCCACGUCCCCCAAAGAAGAAGUAUCAGAAAGCAGGACUGUAUUCUGAUGUUUACAAAACUACAGAUCCAAAGAGCCGAUUGAUUCAGUUAAAGAAAGAAAAGCUGGAAUACUCUCCAGGAGAGCAUGAAUAUGGAUUAUUUCCAGCCCCAAUCCAUGUUGGAAAGUACCUAAGGCAAAAAAGAAUUGACUUCCAGCUUCCUUAUGACAUCCUUUGGCAGUGGAAACAUAAUCAGCUAUACAAAAAGCCAGAUGUCCCACUAUAUAAAAAAAUUCGUUCAAAUGUCUACGUUGAUGUCAAACCCCUUUCUGGUUAUGAGGCUACCACCUGUAACUGUAAGAAGCCAGAUGAUGACACCAGGAAGGGCUGUGUGGAUGACUGCCUCAAUAGAAUGAUCUUUGCUGAGUGUUCCCCCAACACUUGCCCCUGUGGUGAGCAGUGCUGUAACCAGAGGAUACAGAGGCAUGAGUGGGUGCAGUGUCUAGAACGAUUUCGAGCUGAGGAAAAAGGUUGGGGAAUCAGAACCAAAGAACCCCUAAAAGCUGGGCAGUUCAUCAUUGAAUACCUAGGAGAGGUUGUCAGUGAACAGGAAUUCAGAAACAGGAUGAUUGAGCAGUAUCAUAAUCACAGUGACCACUAUUGUCUGAACCUGGAUAGCGGAAUGGUGAUUGACAGUUACCGCAUGGGAAAUGAGGCUCGAUUCAUCAACCACAGCUGUGACCCAAACUGUGAAAUGCAGAAAUGGUCUGUUAAUGGAGUAUACCGGAUUGGACUAUAUGCUCUUAAAGAUAUGCCAGCUGGUACAGAACUCACUUAUGAUUACAACUUUCAUUCCUUUAAUGUUGAAAAACAGCAACUGUGUAAGUGUGGCUUUGAGAAAUGUCGAGGAAUCAUCGGUGGCAAGAGUCAGCGUAUGAAUGGACUCACCAGCAGCAAAAGCAGCCACCACCCUAUAGCCACACAUAAAAAGUCUGGACGGUCAAAAGAAAAGAGGAAAUCGAAGCACAAGCUGAAAAAAAGGAGAGGCCAUCUCUCUGAGGAACCCAGUGAAAACAUGAACACUCCAACAAGACUGGCCCCCCAAUUACAGAUGAAGCCCAUGUCCAAUCGAGAAAGGAACUUUGUAUUAAAGCAUCAUGUGUUCUUGGUCCGAAACUGGGAGAAGAUUCGGCAGAAACAGGAGGAAGUAAAGCACACCAGUGAUAAUAUUCACUCAGCAUCAUUAUAUUCCCGCUGGAAUGGCAUCUGCCGAGAUGAUGGGAACAUCAAGUCUGACGUCUUCAUGACCCAGUUCUCCGCCCUGCAGACAGCCCGAUCUGUUCGAACAAGACGGCUGGCAGCUGCAGAGGAAAACAUUGAAGUGGCUCGAGCAGCCCGCCUCGCCCAGAUCUUCAAAGAGAUCUGUGAUGGUAUCAUCUCUUAUAAAGAUUCUUCCCAACAUGCAUUGGCAGCACCACUUUUGAACCUCCCCCCAAAGAAGAAGAAUGCUGAGUACUAUGAGAAGAUCUCUGAUCCCCUAGAUCUUUCUACCAUAGAGAAGCAGAUCCUCAUUGGUUAUUAUAAAACAGUGGAGGCUUUUGAUGCUGACAUGCUUAAGGUCUUUCGGAAUGCUGAGAAGUACUAUGGGCGUAAAUCCCCAAUUGGAAGAGAUGUUUGCCGCCUACGAAAGGCCUAUUAUAACGCUCGGCAUGAGGCAUCAGCCCAAAUUGAUGAGAUUGUGGGAGAAACAGCAAGUGAGGCAGACAGCAGUGAGACCUCAGUCUCUGAAAAGGAGAAUGGGCAUGAGAAGGAUGACGAUGUUAUCCGCUGUAUCUGUGGCCUCUACAAGGACGAAGGCCUCAUGAUCCAGUGUGACAAGUGCAUGGUGUGGCAGCACUGCGAUUGCAUGGGAUUGAACUCAGAUGUGGAGCACUACCUUUGUGAGCAGUGUGACCCAAGGCCUGUGGACAGAGAGGUACCCAUGAUCCCUCGGCCCCACUAUGCCCAACCUGGAUGUGUCUACUUCAUCUGUUUGCUCCGAGAUGACUUGCUUCUUCGUCAAGGUGACUGUGUAUAUCUGAUGAGGGAUAGUCGGCGCACGCCUGAUGGCCACCCAGUCCGUCAGUCCUAUCGACUGUUAUCUCACAUUAACAGAGAUAAACUUGACAUCUUCCGAAUUGAGAAGCUUUGGAAGAAUGAAAAAGAGGAACGGUUUGCCUUUGGCCACCAUUACUUCCGUCCCCAUGAAACCCACCAUUCUCCAUCCCGUCGGUUCUAUCACAAUGAGCUAUUCCGAGUGCCGCUCUAUGAGAUCAUUCCCUUGGAGGCUGUAGUGGGGACCUGCUGUGUGCUGGACCUUUAUACAUAUUGUAAAGGAAGACCCAAAGGAGUGAAGGAGCAAGAUGUGUACAUCUGUGACUAUCGGCUUGACAAGUCAGCACACCUGUUUUACAAGAUCCACCGGAACCGCUAUCCUGUCUGCACCAAAUCCUAUGCCUUUGAUCACUUCCCCAAGAAGCUCACUCCCAAAAGAGAUUUCUCUCCUCAUUAUGUCCCAGACAACUACAAGAGGAACGGAGGGCGAUCAUCCUGGAAGUCUGAGCGCUCAAAGGCACCCCUAAAAGACUUGGGCCAGGAGGACGAUGCUCUGCCCUUGAUUGAAGAGGUUCUGGCCAGUCAGGAGCAAGCAGCCAACGAGAUGGCCAGCCUGGAGGAGCCAGAACAGGAAGGGGCCACUGCCGAAGUCAGUGAGGGCGGGGAAAAAACAGAAGAGAGCAGUCAAGAAGCUCACCCAGCCUGUACCCCUGAGGAGCGACGGCAUAACCAGCGGGAACGACUCAACCAGAUCUUGCUCAAUCUCCUUGACAAAAUCCCUGGAAAAAAUGCCAUCGAUGUGACAUACUUGCUGGAGGAAGGAUCAGGCAGGAAACUGCGGAGGCGUACUCUGUUUAUCCCAGAAAACAGCUUUCGAAAGUGA